CACUACCAUCAAUUCCGCGCUCACUUUUCGAGUCACAACCAAGCGCUAACAUUUGCAGGCACCAAGUGAGAGCACUGCAACAUCUAUCGAAUUUAUCGGACAGUGAAAAGGCCAAUUAUCUAUCAAACCUGGUACAGCGCAGAUAUCUUAAAAACAUUCUGCCAAGAGAUAAAAUCAACUCCAACCGUGUGUUUAAAGAUGGUCGUCACAGGGCUUUGGUGCCUUCCGUUGGUGAUAGUCAUAUUGCAUUCGUCACCAAGCAACGGAUGGUAUCGCAGCACAAAAAUAAGACAGUGUGAGAAUAGACGGAAGACCGGCCUCACUGGAAGGAGUCACGCCGAUAUCGUUACUGCCGCGAAAUUGUGGGCGCCGGUGGUCCGGUUGGCCUUCGGAGAGGAAUGGAAACCAUCCAGCGUCGACUAUUUCCUCCAACACGUAAACUUACGCGGCGGCAGUCCGACUUCCGUCACUCCGAGCACACUACCCACUUGUAACAGCAACUGCUACCUGGAAACUAAGACGCAUUUAUCUUGUCCCUCGUGCAGAGAACCUGCCGUCUUUAAGGGUCAGGAUCCUGCCAGCGCCCCAGCAUACGCUAUAUACGAGGACAAGGGUAGCGUUGUUGAAAUCACCUAUUGGUUUUUCUUUCCAUAUAACAGAGGAAAACGGGCGUGUGGGGGGUUAUAUCUUGAUAAUGUAUGCCCGUGCGUCAAAGUGUGGGGCCACUGUCCUUGUCCUCGAAUUAAAGGGUGUGCAGGAGGGUACUCGACCUUUGGAAAUCACGUGGGAGACUGGGAACACGUGAAGAUAAAGUUCAACAAUACCAAAAUCUACUCCAUAUAUUUGUCAGUCCACGAUUCUGAGAUUACUAAACAAUAUGGUGGAGAGUUUCUGUGGAUUGGUAACGAAUUCCGGAAAGGGGAUCGCACCAUUUUCACAACUGACUGCACACACCCGCAAGUCUACGCAGCCAAGGGAUCCCACGGUAUUUGGCCAAACACAGGGGACCACGUGUACAAGAAGCUUUUCAACGGAGACAAGUUGAAAGAUCUCUGUAGCGCCGGAACAGCAUGGAAGACUGCUGAUAACCUCAAGGUUAUCAAGAUGGCCGCCAAAGGACAGUUUACCGGGGAAUUCAGCUUUCUUAACUUUUUGGGUCGUUGGGGAAAUCGGGAACAGAACUGCCCUAAAAUCAUUGGUCAUUGUGUACUUGAAAAUGGACCAGGUGGACCACCCAAGUAAGACACCAGGGUUUGAGUUACGAAACCUGUUUAUAAACUAUGAUUCAGAAAUAUAGUCAACUAAUAGGUCUAGAGAAAGAAUGAAAAAAAUCCACAAUGUACAAUUAUCCGUAAAGAAUGUAUCAUAUAUGCUUAUAAUUGUUUGUAGCAUAAUUUCUACAUUCAACCGUAUGUGCUCAGCAAUGUACUCAGUUUGCAAUUGUUGUAUUUUUCAUUCUCAGAAUUUUUGAUCAUAUUAAUAAAAAGCAGGUUAUGGUUGGAAAUAGACAAUAAAUAUAUAUAUACCAUUGUGAAA
This is a messenger RNA of Lingula anatina, 1536 nucleotides long. RefSeq lists its product as uncharacterized. Lineage: Eukaryota; Metazoa; Brachiopoda; Lingulata; Lingulida; Lingulidae. The record is from RefSeq and is a predicted model, not a curated record.